Portunus trituberculatus (swimming crab) is the source of this 2878-nucleotide messenger RNA. It is a transcript of the gene HemK2, whose product is annotated as methyltransferase N6AMT1-like. The record is from RefSeq and is a predicted model, not a curated record. Lineage: Eukaryota; Metazoa; Arthropoda; Malacostraca; Decapoda; Portunidae. Bases 1399 to 2043 code for a protein of 214 amino acids. Gene Ontology annotation, molecular function: S-adenosylmethionine-dependent methyltransferase activity; protein methyltransferase activity; nucleic acid binding. The transcript has a single exon. Gene Ontology annotation, cellular component: eRF1 methyltransferase complex. Gene Ontology annotation, biological process: methylation.
UAAUGUGAAGCAGUAAGUGAAUACUCUCAGUACAUGAAGUGAGGUGUUGAGAUUUGAUGAUUUUGUCUGCUUGGAGAGAAAAGAAAAAAAAAUCUGUUUCAUGGUUAUCUUUAGAGUGAUCAUAACAUUUUUGAGAUAAUUUACACACACACACACACACACUUUUUUUUAGUUUAGCAGUAAAAUAAAAGUGUGUUUGAUUUGGCUUCAUGGUGACAAUCUGAAGAAAAUUUGUGUCGUAAGGUAAUUUACUUGUGAUUGGUCUUUCCACACACAAACACACACGAGCAUAAAGCCCAGGCCCUGUAAAACUACAACUAGGUAAAACUAGGUAAAUACACACACACACACACACACACACACACACACACACACACACACACACACACACACACACACACACAGUUCAGUUUGAGGAGUAGGAGUGAGUUGGUGAUGAAUGGUGCACCUUGGAAGAGUGACUUGGCUGCUGCAGUGUGACAGUGUGUAGUGGUUAGCAGUGGUGGCAGAACCUUCUCAUUUCAAGACCUCAUUCCAAUAGUGUGUAGUUAUUACCGGAGCAUUGGUGUGUCAUAACCCUUACUCUGGUGGUAUUAAUGCAUCUCCCCCUUAAGCACUAACCACUGUAAGAGAAUAUAGUGGGGAGAAAUUGGAAAAAAAUACUAGAUGCUUAUAAAAAAUGUCAGUAGUGGUGUGAGUUGCUGCAUAGUGUAGGGAAAGGAUUAACUCAGAUUGCCACAGUCAGCUUAUCAUAUUGUACUGUAAAAACUGUAUGUAUGGCACCUAUUGUUCUAAUCCAUUGAAGAGGUAGAAGGAAGUCUCUCUCUCUCUCAUAAUCCCUUUUUUUUUCCUAUCUUUCUCUCAUGUUCUCUCUCCUCUUUCUUUUCCCAACCUGAUUUCUCUCCCUGCACAAGGAAAUAGGGAAGCUGCAAGAAGCCAUAAUUUCUACACAUGGCAGUCUCUGUAUAACAACUUCCACCUUUACCAUUCCAUGUUAUCUUCCCAAUGCAGUGUAACUUGUAUCUCUCUACACCAGGCUGGCAAUCCCACACAGGGUAGCCCAGACAAGGCACCACAAACUACACACCUCCUCUCUCUCUUAGCCCUAAAUAGUAUUGUAUCUAUACCCAGAGUAAACCUGUGAACUAGAGUUAGUAAAACUGUCAUAAAGGUAAGAGAGAACAGUGAUGAGAAGGACAUUACAAGGCAAGACUUUCACUGGAGCUGGGUAAUAUUAUACUUGUCCAUAAAAUGAGCAACAUUAUUGAGAAAUGAGAAGAGGAGAUAUAAUACAGUAAGGCGCAAAAAUAAGGAGGUGGCCGCAAGGAAAGACUAUUAUUAUUAUUAUUACUUGAGCUGCAUAACAUCAAAGCUGUCCCUAAAAAGAGAACAGCAAGCAUGGACCACCACAACACUAUAAAGACACCACACUUCUCCCACAUCACUCCUGAAGACCUGGACCACAUCUAUGAACCCUCAGAGGACUCCUUUCUCCUCAUCGACGCCCUGGAAAAAGACCUGGACCUGAUCAGAGCCAUAUGCCCAGCGGUCUGCCUGGAGGUUGGCUCUGGGUCUGGCGUGGUGAUCACAGCACUGGCCACAGCAUUAGGGCCGCGCUGCUGCUACCUGGCCACGGAUAUUAACCUAAGGGCAUGUCGCAUCACUCAGGAGACUGGCCAGGCUAAUGAUGUGUCUGUGAAUGCAAUCAACACAGACUUGGUGGACGGAGUCAGGUCACCAGUGGACGUGCUCAUCUUUAAUCCACCGUAUGUAGUGACCCCAUCCGAGGAGGUGGGCAGAGGUGACUUGGAGCACACCUGGGCCGGGGGAGAGUUGGGUAGGGAGGUGAUGGACCGCCUCUUCCCCAGGGUGAGUGAGCUGCUCUCCUCCAAGGGUGUGUUCUAUCUGGUGGUGCUGAAGGAGAACCGGCCACAGGAAGUGGCUGAGCUGCUGGCACUCCAAGGCUUCUCCUGCACCACGCUCCUCUCUAGGACCACCGGGCCAGAAAAGCUCUCAGUUCUUAGGUUCACUCGGAAUAGGUAGCUACUCUCUCUCUCUCUCCUUUCUUUGCUUGUUUUUUCCAGCCUAAUUUCUCUCCCUGCUCAAGAAAAUAAGUUGUCAUUUCUACAUAUGGCAGUCCCUGUUUGACAAUUUGCACCUUUAUUAGUCUGUGUUAUCUUCCCAGAUUUGUGAUUUCCCAGUGUAGUUUGACUUGUAUCUCUUGCCAGCAUCCUUUCCUCUACUCUGCAUUUUGAAUGUUGUCCCUUUUUUAUUCAUUUAUUGUUUUUAUUUUUAUAUACUUGGUCAUAAUGAGAAGGUUCCUGUCAUUAUAAAUGUAUAUCUUUUGUCCCACAGCUUAACGUUGUAUACAUGCUGAUGUUGUCUUGCUUAAGGCUGAACUGUAUAAAAAGGAUUUAUCUGUGUCUGUCUGUCUGAAUACCAGGCCAGCAGUCACACAUAGGGUGGCUCAGACAAACCACCACACACUCAUACACACAUCAGUCAUUCUCUUAAUCCACUUUGCUCCUGGUGGGGAGGGGAUAGUAAUAGUAGUAUACAAGUUUAUCUACCUACAUUAUGUAUCAGGCUGACAAUGCAACACAGGAUGGACACACACUCCAUUGGCCUGUGGUGAAAGGGAGUGUUACAUUGGCCAUCUUACACUGAUACACUGUUACACACUCCUGAAGGAUAAAUGAACUCAACCCUGGCAAGAAUCAGUUGUGUAUUGUGAUAGGGUGAUUGGUAACUGUGUAGAGAAGCUAUUGCCUAUUUUUGCCUCAUAUGGUAUACUGAUGCCUAUUCUUUCCCUCUAAGGGUGUAAAAUGUACUUUAUGGAGAAUAUAAUUUGUAAACAAUAAACACGGAAGUAAAUUGG